Molecule: messenger RNA, 678 nt
Organism: Ramularia collo-cygni
Lineage: Eukaryota; Fungi; Ascomycota; Dothideomycetes; Mycosphaerellales; Mycosphaerellaceae
Exons: 2
Coding region: 1-678 (225 amino acids)
Source: RefSeq, a predicted model, not a curated record
AUGCGCCAAGGUUCCACAGGCCGCGACGUCCGACCUGAUUUGGAUGACGAUGGCAACCUAAAGAGCGGCAGCUAUGAGCCUGACGAGAGCGGCGACCCUACCCUGCCAUCACACUACAAGAGUGAUGACGGACACGAAUCAUCAAUUUCAGACGACGAUKAAGGUUCGGAAGGCUGGUGCCCCGAUCCUGGCGUGCAGGUGACACCGAACGACACCGUUCCGGAUGGCUACUUCGAAUGGCAAGGCAAAGACGGUGUUAUCCAUGUUGAUCCGAUUACCGAAGACGAGUAUGUACGGACUCCAGAAGAACGACUGCUUGAUCGUGGAGCCAUCUAUGGCACCGAGCCUGACCCGAAUGGGACGAUCGAGGUGACUGGUACAAACCCGAAGACCGGCCGUAAUGUUGCUGUGGACGUUGAAACGAAAGUCAAGUACAUCGAGAUCACCCCAGCAGGACGCCGGCCGUACCUGAAGCCAGUGAAAGGUCAGAGGAUGAGAGAUGAGUACGCCGCAGCAGUCGCGGAAGAGAGACGCAACACCCAUGGAGGAGAACGCCCGUCUCUGAUCGUCACGCUCAAGGUCAAGACUGAGCUUGGAAUUUCCAAGAAGAGUGCUCCCAAGGCUAAGCCCAGACCCAAGGAGUCUACUAGGCCGCCUCUCCUUGUCGUGCCUCAAUAA